Gaeumannomyces tritici R3-111a-1 is the source of this 2289-nucleotide messenger RNA. RefSeq lists its product as hypothetical. Bases 607 to 2205 code for a protein of 532 amino acids. Gene Ontology annotation, biological process: lipid metabolic process. The record is from RefSeq and is a predicted model, not a curated record. Gene Ontology annotation, molecular function: oxidoreductase activity, acting on paired donors, with oxidation of a pair of donors resulting in the reduction of molecular oxygen to two molecules of water. Gene Ontology annotation, cellular component: membrane. Lineage: Eukaryota; Fungi; Ascomycota; Sordariomycetes; Magnaporthales; Magnaporthaceae. The transcript has 3 exons.
CCCCGGCCCCAGACAGACACGGACGGGCCUGGCUGGAACUGCAACAGCAAGGAAAAGAAAUGGCCGCGAAUUGGCGCCGUCGACUUGUCUCUGCUCGCCAUGGCUGGCCCAGCCAAGACAGCAAAAGCCAAACCGGGAAAAAGAGGGCCAUUGCUGCAGGGGGUAUGGGGAGAAAUGGAUCUCUAACCCGAGGUUAAUUUCGCGCAACUCUGUUGCGCGUAGUCAGAAAGGGGGAGACGAACCCGUGGCGUCGGGAAGCCACAUCUCUCUGGCACGUCCUCCCGUCCAUGUCCACUCCUCCAGCCACUACCUAGGUUCUUCUUUACCCAUCCGGUUUCACGAGCUUUUCUUCUGCUCUCCCAACCCGCUCGCUUCCCAAGCCGAGAGCUCGUUGUCCCCCAUCUGCUGCGAGCGCUCGACCUUCGACGGAUCGUGCUGCUUGCUCGCCUGCCUGGGCCAAGAAGCCCCCACGACGUCACCAACGCCGCACGGCUUUCUGCUUGUUGACAUCGCGGCCGACUUUCUCCGGUAGCAAAUACCCGACGGGCCAAAACGAGCCCAGCAGCACCUCCAUCGCCGGCCCCAGCAGCCACCGGAAGAGACAGCAUGGACGAGAAGCGCGCCGCGAAAAAGGUCUCGCCGACCGAGGCCCAGCAACUCAUUGAUCAGGGCCACCUCAUCGUGAUCCACGAAGGUCAAGCCCUAAAGCUCGACAAAUGGAUUGACAAACACCCAGGUGGUCGCCUGGCCAUCAUGCACAUGGUCGGUCGCGAUGCCAGCGACGAAAUCAACAUUUACCAUACGGACAAGACGCUCAAGACUAUGAAGGCCUUCUCCAUUGGUUCUGUCGACCUGCCCUGGCUCAACUUGAUCCCGCCCAUCCAGAUAGAGUCCAAAACCUACAUCGAAGAGGUCAAGGCUGGGUUAGCUGGAGGCAAGAAUGCGGCCGAUCCGAGCCCCUGCAAGCUCCGCUCCGGCAAGGGCAAGCCCGAGCCCUCGGCGUCGGGCAUCAUCGGCGAAUACAUGUCGAGGGAGGAAUUCACGGUUGCCAUGGAGGAAAAAGAGCGCCAGGAUGACAUCAACAGCAUCCCAUCGCUCGACCUCGCGACCCAGCAGGCUAUCCGUGCCGACUACAAUGCCCUCCAUGACCAGGUCAAGGCCCUGGGCCUGUACGAGUGCCCUUACAUCGAAUAUGGCAAGGAGUUGACGCGCUAUCUCACUCUCUUUGCGAUCUUUAUGUAUCUGCUCUGCACGGGCUGGUAUUUGAUCUCUGCCAUCUUUCUCGGCAUGUUUUGGCAUCAAAUCAUGUUCACUGCCCACGACGCUGGUCACCGCGGCAUCACAGGCUCUGUCACCAAGGACACCAUAAUCGGCACCUUCAUCGCCGACUUCUGCUGCGGCCUUUCCUUCGGCUGGUGGAAGAGCUCCCAUAAUGUCCACCACUUGGUCACUAACAUGCCUGAGCACGAUCCCGACUCACAGUACCUCCCGCUUUUCGCCUGGUCGCCGACUUUCUUCCGCUCUGUCCGCAGCACCUACUACCAGUUCGACUUCUUGUGGGACAAGACUUGCGAGCUGCUGGUCCCUUUCCAGAAGUUCACCUACUAUCCCAUCAUGGCCGUCGCCCGUUUCAACCUGUACUUCCUGUCCUGGGGCCACGUUGUGUUCAGCUCGCGCGCAAAGGAGUCUGGCGCCCCGUUCUGGCAUCGCCAGAUGGAAGUGAUCUUCAUGGCCUGUUACUGGUUCAUGUUCGGCUACCUCCUCGUCUGGCGCACGCUCCCCGACUGGCCCACUCGCAUCGCGUUCGUCAUGCUAUCGCACGCCAUCACCCUUCUGAUCCACGUCCAGAUCACUCUGUCCCACUGGGGCAUGUCGACUGCCGAUCUCGGCCCCACAGAGUCCUUCGUUUCGCGCCAGAUGCGCACCACCAUGGAUGUGGACUGCCCCGAGUGGCUCGACUGGCUGCACGGCGGCCUGCAGUUCCAGGCCGUGCACCAUCUGUUCCCCCGCAUGCCCCGUCACAACCUGCGCAAGGGGCAGGCUCUGCUGCGCGAGUUCUGCCUCAAGACGGGCCUGACGUAUCACAUCUACGGCUUUGUCGAGGGUAAUCAGGUGAUUCUAUCCCGCCUGGACGAGGUGGCCAAGAUGGUUGAGACUCUGGUCCGUUGCCAAUCGCAUAUGAUUGACGAGUUUACGAAGGCAUGAUUUGUAUGUCGAGGCUUCGCCAUCUGCUGCUAUAUAGAUUAAUCACGUUUUUAAUACAGCCAUAGCUUUUCCCACCCCUCCCCA